AUGGCUUGUAUGAAUUGUGUAUUUCCUUGUAUGGAUUGUGUAUUUCCUUGUAUGGAUUGUGUAUUUCCUUGUAUGGAUUGUGUAUUUCCUUGUAUGGAUUGUGUAUUUCCUUGUAUGGAUUGUGUAUUUCCUUGUUUGGAUUGUGUAUUUCCUUGUAUGGAUUGUGUAUUUCCUUGUAUGAAUUGUGUAUUUCCUUGUAUGGAUUGUGUAUUUCCUUGUAUGGAUUGUGUAUUUCCUUGUAUGAAUUGUGUAUUUCCUUGUAUGGAUUGUGUAUUUCCUUGUAUGGAUUGUGUAUUUCCUUGUAUGAAUUGUGUAUUUCCUUGUAUGGAUUGUGCAUUUCCUUGUAUGAAUUGUGUAUAUUUCCUUUAUGAUCAAUCAAGUUUUGUUGAUAGUACUCCUCAGGUUAAUUUAUUUAAGAAAAAAAGAAAGAAAGAGAAAAAAGAAACUCCUCAAAAACUACAGACAAAAAAAUAUGAUCAAUCAAGCUUUGUUGAUAGUACUCCUCAGGUUAAUUUAUUUAAGAAAAAAAUAAAGAAAGAGAAAAAAGAAACUCCUCAAAAACUACAGACAAACAAAUAUGAUCUUCCAACAAUGAUCAUUUUAUCAAGUUCAGAUGAAAACCUUGAACAAUCUAAUGAUCAAACAGAAAAAAUUGCUGAAUCCUGUGAUCAUCAAUCCAUUACAAAAGUGAUUAAAGAUGUUCCUAGAAAGAGCGACCGCAAACAAGAAAAAGUAAUGAAUAGAACAAGAAAACAUUUGCAUUAUGACUCAAGCUUUUCAAUAUCUCCAGUUUCUGCAAAACAUUCUGUUGAGCAUUACCAAACAGAAAUAGCUGAUUCUUUAAAUUCACCUAGGCAGGUCUGUAAGUUAUCAAAAUUGGAUACUGUUUAUGGGAAUCUUAAAUUGAAUGAUUUUGAUAAACACAAAUUACCUCCUAAAGAUAAUUUGCUUCUUAGCUGGCAUGCCACACAAAAAUCUUUAGAUGAAAAAGGUGUUAAAUAUGUUGCUGGAAAGUGGACUGACUUUGAAUUAUCAAUUUUAAAUGCUAACAUUAAAAGAUUUGUCGAUGAGAAUGGAAUAUCUGACUUUAAAAAAUUUUAUAAUGACCAUAAUGCAGUUAAACCUCCUAAUAUGUAUGUUGAGUUAGGUCAAAAUAUUUAUAGAACUAUAAGAAAAAUUAAGUUCAAAGUUGAAUCACUUUAUGAUAAAAGCUACAUAGAUGCAAGUAAAAGUAACUCAUAUAGUGAGGAAGAAAUUAAAAAGUUAUUUGAACUUUAUAAAGUUUAUGGUCCGCGUUGGAAACUUAUUGGUAAAGAAAUGGGUAGAAAGCCUUCAAGUGUUAAAUCAAGAUAUGGUAACUCCAAAAUGUUUUACAAUUAUGAAAAUAAAAUGAGAAAUGGCCCAUCCAAUUCAGACUUUUUUACUAAAGAAGAAGAUGGAAAGUUGGUAGAGUUAGUUAGUCAAAUUUCAAAAGACUACCCAGACAAUAUUCGUUGGUCUCAUGUGUCGAAGUUAAUGGGUACUAGAACAGCUAAUGCAUGUCGUCAAAGGUGGCUAUUAUUUCACCAAAAUAGAGGUAAUAUUAGUAAGCCUAACAUUUUGUUACGUAAAACUAUGCGAUCCAUUGUGGAUUCAUUGGUAAAAAGUAAUGUCACUGACCAGUCCAGCAUUGACUGGACUGCUUUACUUAAAGAAAUUAACUCAGAAAUUUCAUCCACUUUAAUAAAAAAGACACUUUCAAGGUAUAUGAUUGGUGAGAAAUUUAAAAACAAAACAUUUCAACAGCGUUUAUUGUUUCUGAAAUAUAAAUUCGACACGAGAUCAAUAUUGAAAUUUUAACAUUUUUUUACAGUAUGAAAAAUAAAUUUAAAAUGUCUUGAAAAAAUAAACUUCUUUUUUUUUUAAUAUAAGUUUGUAUAAAGUGA
Hydra vulgaris (swiftwater hydra) is the source of this 1925-nucleotide messenger RNA. The record is from RefSeq and is a predicted model, not a curated record. NCBI's taxonomy places the organism in Eukaryota, Metazoa, Cnidaria, Hydrozoa, Anthoathecata, Hydridae.